Pogonomyrmex barbatus (red harvester ant) is the source of this 2209-nucleotide messenger RNA. It is a transcript of the gene Tsp5D, whose product is annotated as Tetraspanin 5D. Gene Ontology annotation, cellular component: plasma membrane. The record is from RefSeq and is a predicted model, not a curated record. NCBI's taxonomy places the organism in Eukaryota, Metazoa, Arthropoda, Insecta, Hymenoptera, Formicidae.
GCUGCGGACUGGUAUCGCGCAGUCGAUCCGCGAACUCGAAAGCUGCCGCGAAGCUACGCGAGUCAACCUUUGAUUGCGCUUUCUAUGAACUUUUGUGAGCCACUCAGUGGCGAAGAGCUCUCUUCACGACAGCUCUCUGCGGAGAACAAUACGGAUGAGCCUCUUCAUUCAAUCCGAAACAUUGCCAACCCUUCCGGAGUAAGGAUCCGAUGAAGGAUCGAAUCAUGGGCCGCACAGGAUAUACGUGCAUCAGGCACGUCUUCUGCUCCCUCAACGUUCUAAUCUGGUUAUGCGCUUGCGGAAUUUUGGGUGCAGGCCUUUGGCUGCGACUGGCUUACUCCGGAUAUGCGACCUUGGUGCCGCAGUACAGCUUCGUGUCGGCGGACUCGCUGCUGCUCGCCGCGGGAUGCGUCACAUUCGUCAUCGCCUUCUUCGGAUGCUGCGGCGCGUGGUUCCAGUCAAGAUGCAUGCUGAUCACGUAUUUCAGCUUGGUAAUACUCAUGUUUCUCGCCGAGUUCAUGCUGGGCACUCUGGCGUUCGUGUUUAGAGAACACCUCGCGAGAAGUCUGAAGGAGGAAUUAUUGUACGGCAUUGAGAAACAUUAUAACGUCACAAGGGAGCCGGGCACACUUUCCGCCAUGUGGGACCAUAUACAUACAGAGUUUCAUUGCUGCGGCGUACGCGAUUAUACGGAUUGGUUCCAAAUCGAGGCUUGGCCCGAGGAGGAUUGGGUGCCGGAUUCCUGCUGCAUGCAACGGGAACGGUACUGUGGUCGCUUGGAUUCGGAGGGUCGCAACAAGGAGCUUUGGUACAAGGAGGGAUGCGCCACCGCCAUUCAAAUGUGGCUGGUAACCAGACUCCACGUGGUGGGUACGGUGGGCCUGGUCGUGGCCUUCCUCCAGCUGUUCGGCCAGGUGGCCAGCAUGAUUCUCUUCUGUACGGUCAGGCACAAGAGAUCGUCUCACACGUACAAGAGUUACGACACUACCAACACCUAGAAUUUCAGAUCGAUCUUAGACGAGACCACCGUCUAAGAUCGAUAGCACGCUCUCCACGCGAGCUUCCAUUUCCCGUUGCACGCGGCAACAACGAACAUCUUUUCGGGAUCGUCCUCGUAUUACUUCUUUUCCGAGGAAAUCUCAUGGGGAGAUCCCGUCGAUUUCAAUCGUCGAAUUCAAAAAAAUUUGUAGAAAUACAUAAGCACGAACCACGAACCAGACGAAAAUUUAUGAAGUUAGGAAAGAUUAGGGGAAAAAAAAUGCAACGAUUUUGUUGCCGAUGAUUAUUGAAUGUUACUCUGUGAAUACAUUUAUGUAUACGACAAUUUAAGUAGAUGAAAGCACGUUGAUAUGUAGUUGACCAAAAAAGUUUCCGCUGUUUACCAAAAAAUACGAUAGGUAUUUAAUUGUUGAACUUCCCUCUUAGUCUCGAUCCUGAUAAUGUUUCCUAUAAUCUCCGGUGAUUAAUAUCGCGACGGCAGUCCAAUCUUGCUGAUAAUUAUUUAUGUUUCUAAUCUUCUUAUCUUUCUAACUGUCACUUAAAAAAGAGAAAUAUAUGACUCGUCGUUUUAAUCAGUAUUUAUGGAUAAAUCAAGAUUUAUAGAUCGUGAAGGUAAAAUCUAGCAACAGGAAAAAUUGAUUUGGAUAUGAGAUCAAUUUGCAUAAUAUCAAGGUUGAAGAUUGGUCGGUCGUUAAAUUGUGAUUUUCUAAUGGAACAAGUUUAUUCUACUUUCAUAAUAAUGGAGAUGAUUCUAAUCAUUAUAUACUCAAUAUUCAUUUACGAGAAAUAAUCAAUUACUAUAUUUUAUAAUAAUUGUAAAAUUUUUUUACAGUAAUUGUAUGUCAUGUCGAUUCUCAAUAUUAAUAAUCGGGAGCAGUUAAAUAGAUAGCGUGCAUGAUUAUGUGAUUUAGAAUUGAGUACUCAAUAGAAAUUGUAGAUGAAAUUAUCUUCAAUAUCGUAAGCAUGAAAUAAUUUGUUAAGAUUUUUGUAUUCAAUAUAUAGAUAAAUAUAUAGGGAUUUAAUAAUUUAAAUAAAUUGUUAUUCUCAUACGUUAUUCGAUAUCGAUGAAGCAAUUUGAUUGAACAUUAAAAUUAAAACAAUGUUGAAGACUGUACAAUGCAGAAUCGAAAUAAUAAGACGUAUAAGUGAUGUAUUAUGUGUAUUGAACAAAAUAUUAUUAAUAAAGAAUAUAUUUAUAUGUGAUAAAAAA